GUUCUUAAAUUGCACACAGAUUGAAAAUGGCGACCAUUGAGCAAAAAAACACAAGCAGUCACAAUUGAGAGCACACCUAGAAUGCCUACAAGUACAAAACAGAAUGGAGGCGGAACAAUUCACAUCAUCGCUUGUAGGACGUGAGGAGGAUGAUUCCAAUUGGGAUCGUGAUGACAAUACGAUUCACAGUGGUCAUUUUAUGGUAAGUCGUGUUCACUCGGGCGAAGAAGAAGAAGGAGAAGAAGAUGCCAUCAGCCCGAAGAAUACUGAUCAAAGAGGUUAUGACUUUACAAGUGCUGAACUGGAUACAAGCAAAAUUUAUUUGUUUGGAAAUAGAAGCACAAAUACUUUGACAGUAGAAAAGGAAUUAACUACACUAUUCGAUUGUCUAACUAUAGCAUACAGUGCAAAAUUAACUUCUCCUAAAUGGAAACGUUUUAAAGGUGUAAAACUGCAAUUAAAGGACAAAAUCCGCCUAAAUAAUAUUAUCUGGAGAGAAUGGUAUAUGCAAUAUAUACAGAAUCGACAUCCUGUUAUUUGUCGAUUUUCUGCUCCAAUUGCUGAUGAGACGCAUGCUAAACCAGAGGCUGUAGUUUUGGAGGGUAAAUAUUGGAAACGAAAGCUGGAGAAUGUAACGGCGGAGUAUAAGAAAUGGCGCUCCUAUUCUAUGCAUCAAUUAAAGUUUAAAAAUAAUGACCUUCUUGAUAUUUUUGCGCAUACCAGAAAGGAUUCGCGAGACAGCGAUUCAUCUCUCCCGCUGUUCAAUAUAAACUCUAACCUUUCAACUAUUAUGAAUGAGAUUAUGUUUGAUCAGCCGGAGGAUAUGGAUUUCUCCGCCGAUACUCUUUUCUCCAGUUUUUCUGUUCUUCCUUUUCCUAAUCCGAAGGAAAUAUCCAACGCUCCAGUUCCCGCUGACGCUAUUCAACCUGGCUUAGUUCAACUACAGCCUAACAUUGAUGAGUUAAUGGAAAUUGACGGUAACGAUAUAUUCAUAAAUGGAAACGUUUCGAUGUCGCAAUCUCAUUCAGUGGCUGAACCUGCAGCACCAUCUGUGUCCUAUACACCAACGUCUUUCUCAUCUAGUCCGUCACUGUUUCGAGUUGCGGCUCCUGCCCAGCAGACUGCACAGAAUACAUCAUUAAACGCUCUCCUGAACGCUUCGUCAGCGAAUAGUCAGCAGCAGUUGAUACAAACCGUCCAGCCGAUAGUAGUUUCCAGCGACUUAUUAAAUCUAAUAGUGCAGCAGUCUUCCGCUCCGGUACAAUUGGUAACAAAUACGACGCAAUCUCAGCCUAUCAAAAUUGAAGAGACGCCCGUUUCGCCUCCUAUACAACCAUUUAUCAAUGAUCAAUUACGAACAUUAGCUAAGAAUAAUACACCUAAACCACCGCCGGCGGUAUCAUCAACGUUGACGAGUAAGCCAACUGUGCAGCAACUCUUAGAGAUGAAAUCCAAUCAGACGAAAAUUUCUUCGCAAAUUCAGGAAACGAGUCAUCAAUUACCAGCUACGACACCGAAUAGCGAAUUUAGAAUUCCAAGAAAUCCUCCGACAAUAAGUAAUAACACACAUUUUCAAAACAACUUACAAAAGAAAAGGGUAGUUAUUGUAGAGCCUCAACAGUCUAAGCAAAAUCAAUCGAAAAAUAAGAUACUCGCCAAUCUAUUGACUGGAACUCCAACACAAUAUCACUUGAACCACGAGCAGGUUAAGAAAGAAAAAAGCUAUAUACCAAUAAAACCAGCAACUAAUGCAACUGUUUCAUCAUCUCAGUCGAUAAUAAAUCAGAUAUCACCAUCUUCGUCUGUUUUAAUUAAUCGGAUAUUCACUGAAAGGCAAACAGUCAACGAUUUUCAACGUCAAGUUUUGAUAAACGCGGCUGGAGAUGCGUGUCAACCACCGGUUUUACAACCCCAAUCUCCUAUUACAUCGACUACUGUUCAACAACCUACAAAUUAUACUAAGGCGCCUAUGUCCCCUCCAACAAGUCAAGUUUGCGUAACUGUAGAAAGAGAUUCUAAUCGCAGAAAGUUAGGUCAUAAGAAUGCCGAACAAAAGAGAAGAGUUAACAUCAAAUACGGCUUUGAUAUGCUGCACGAGUUGGUUCCUUCUCUGAACUCUACUGCAGGUGGUUCGGGCAAAGUCUCUAAGGCUGUAACCUUGACAAAGGGAGCUGAAUAUGUACGAAAACUUAAAGCAGAUAGGCAAAAAUGUGACACUGAAAUGGAAUCUUUGAGAAAGCAAAUCGAAGAGUUAAACAACGAAAUCAGUAAUUGCCAGGCACAAUUACCCGCAACUGGCGUACCAGUAACCAGACAACGAGCGGACCAUAUGAAGAAUAUGCUCAACGAUUACGUAAAGAAGAGAACUCUAUCUAAUUGGAAGUUUUGGAUAUUCUCCAUUAUCAUAAAGCCACUUUUUGAUACUUUCAGGGAUAUGGUUUCAACGGCCAGUGAAGCGGAAAUGUGCCGUACAGUUUUGGCCUGGCUAGAGCAGCAUUGUUCUCUUGUUCAACUUCGACCUGGUGUACUAUCUUCCCUAACAGAAUUAAGCACAAAAACAGCUAUUCUAACAGAUCCUUCAAAAGUUCCAGAGCAGGCAACUUUAGCCGUUCAAGCGGUUAAGCAUUGACAGUUUUUUUUUCUUUGAAAAAAAUUAAGAUUUUUUUCGUUUACAAAACAGGAAAGAAUUUGAUAAAAUCUUUUCACUCUGUUUUUAAACAACGCUCAAUGAUAUGUUAAUGAUAAUGACGUUAGUGACUGUUGCGGCGAUGUAACCUACUACUACUACUAUUACUAUUACUACUACUACUACUAUGACAAUGGUGGUGACGACGACGACGAUGAAGACAGUUUCGAUAGUGAUGACGACGACGACGACGAUGAUGAUGAUGAUAUUGUUGUUGAUGACGAUGAUGACGACAACAACAACAACUAAAUGUUGGUGAGAAUGAGGAUAUUGGCGAUGUUUUUUGUUUACUAUUUCCUUAUUGUAAGGCGUACAUACUCUUCAAAAUUAAUGUUAUAAAAUAUCAAUGUCAAAUGUAUGUUAAAUUAAGAUUAUUAUCAAUUAUAAUUAUCAAUUUCUUUUUUUAAAUUUCUCCCUUUUUCCGCCAUAAGUGAGACAGCGAUGAGGCAGCAUCAAUGCAAUUUUCAUAUAUCAUUUCAUUUCUUGCAUAAUUAUAUAUACAUAUAUAUAUAUAUAUAUAUUUAUAUAUAUAUAUUUAAAUAAGAUCGAUUGUAGUAGUGGAAACAUAAAAUGACAAAAAAACUUAUAUAUU
This is a messenger RNA of Dimorphilus gyrociliatus, 3278 nucleotides long. The record is from the annotation of a GenBank genome assembly. NCBI's taxonomy places the organism in Eukaryota, Metazoa, Annelida, Polychaeta, Dinophilidae.